Molecule: messenger RNA, 3468 nt
Organism: Lactuca sativa (garden lettuce)
Lineage: Eukaryota; Viridiplantae; Streptophyta; Magnoliopsida; Asterales; Asteraceae
Product: disease resistance protein At4g27190
Molecular function (GO): ADP binding; protein binding
Source: RefSeq, a predicted model, not a curated record
AAUAGCGAUUCAUCACGUGUUUUGCACGGACCUUACGAUCAUUAUUAAUGGUUUACUUUGGCCUUCGGCAAGUUGACUCCGAAUUUGAUCAUGAAUUAAACUUUUGGCGAUUGUUCAACUUCAAGAUACUUUCGAUAAUCAAAAGUAAUUUUGCUGCGGAUUGAACAACAAACUUAUUUGAACUAUCGUGCUAUCGGUCGAAGAAUUUACCUAUAAAAUUUUCAGAUUCAUACAGAGUUGAAACGGAGCAUGGACAUUGUUUCAAGUAGCUUAACGGCUGUUUCCUUGUUAUUGUCACCUCUUGAGAAGCUUCUCUUCUAUUCAAGAAAUUUCAAAGAACGAGAAAGGACACUGCUUUGUGAAAUGGAAGAGCUAAUUAGUAAAGAAAACGAUUUAAAAGCAGAAAUAAGUAUUGCUUUAGUGAACCAAAGAAAGAAGCUCAGAAGCGAGACACAAUUGUGGCUUAAAAAUGUUGAGAACCUCAUAGCUGAGGUUAAGAACAUAGAAACUGAAAUCAUCCAAAACAAGAGAUGUAUAAAAGAAUGUUUCCCUAAUUAUCGUUCAAGAUACAGACUAAGCAAAAAGAUGAUGAAAAGAAUCAAUGAUAUGCGUGAGCUUCAUGCUAAAGGAGUAUUCUCAAACGGGCUAUUUGUUGAUUCUUUUCCAAAUCCUGGGAGAAUCCUACCAACAAGUGGUUUAGUGGGUGAUAAAACAUUUCAAAGUGUUUCAAAGGUGAUUUGGGAAGUAUUAGGUGAUGUAAAUACUAGUAAGCUUGGUGUUCAUGGAAUGGGGGGUGUUGGCAAGACAUCUGUUAUGAUGCAUAUUUAUAACCAGCUAAUCGAUUGUAAGGUUUUUGAUAAGGUGAUUUGGGUUAAUGUUUCAAAAACCCUUAAUGUGGAGAAAUUGCAACUUGAUAUUGCAAAUGCUAUCAAUUUGGAACUCUCAGAAGAAGAAAAUGUGAUAUGGAGAUCAACAAGAUUGCUUGAACAUCUACAAGGGAAAAAGUUUGUUCUCAUCUUAGAUGACAUGUGGCACCAUUUCUCCUUAGAAGAGGUAGGCAUCCCACAUCCAACCACUGACAAUGGUUGCAAAUUUGUAAUUAUAACUCGCCUUAUGGAAGUUUGUCGUGGAAUGGAAACUCAAAGGGAAAUCAAGGUUGAACUCUUGUCCAAAAACGAAGCAUGGGAUCUAUUCACAACCAAAUCAGGUCCAAUUUGUGAAGAAAUAGAAUCUAUUGCAAAAUCAGUGUGUGAAAAUUGUGGGAGAUUGCCACUUGCAAUCAUCACAGUGGGACGUGCCAUGAGGAAAAUUGAAGAUAAAAGACUUUGGAAGAAUGCACUUGAAGAAUUAGAGUCCUCAAGAGCAGAAAUUUCAGGUAUGGAAGAAGAUGUGUUUGCUAGACUCAAGUUUAGUUAUCUUCACUUAAAAGAUGACCACAUCCAAGCUUGUUUUCUGUAUUGUGCAUUGUACCCUGAAGAUCAUAAGAUCAAAGCUUCUGAACUUAUAGAGUACUGGAUGGCAGAAGAGUUGAUUACUGAAGUAGGUGAUCGAGAAAAGGAAAUCAACAAGGGUUACACAGUGCUAAAAAAGCUCAAAGAUGCUUGCUUGUUGGAAGACAUAGGAUCCGAUCAUGUCAAGAUGCAUGAUUUAGUAAGAGACAUGGCUAUCAGAAUUGCUAGAGAAAGUCCAAGGUUGAUUACUAAAGCUCAAAUGAAAUUAAACCGAAUGAAAAGAGAAUGGAUUGAAAACGUUGAGUGGGUGUCUUUAAUGGACAACAAUAUUACCAUUUUUCCUGAUAAUCCCAACUGCCAAAAACUAUCUACUUUGCUUCUUCAAAGAAACCCUCUUCCUGAAAAGAUUCAAGAUUCGUUCUUUAUGAAGAUGCAGUGUCUUAAAGCACUUGAUCUCUCUGGAACUGGAAUAAAAUCACUACCAGAGUCUGUUUCAAGUUUAUGUAAUCUCCGUGCACUUUUUUUAAGCUUCAGUAAGAUCAAGGAGCUUCCUUCAUUAACCAUGUUGAAGGAGUUAAGGGUGUUGGACUUAUCACAUAGCCGUUUGAGAAAGCUACCACAUGAUAUAGAAAAUUUAAACAAUUUGAGGCGUUUAGAUUUGUCUUACACUGAAAAACUACAAACAUUCCCAUCUGGUGCUAUCCAAAAGCUUUCUUGUCUAGAAAACUUUUCCAUGUUCAAAAGCAACUGGAGGUGGUCAGCAAAUAGAGAUGGAUUUGAAUCAUUUGAUGAAAUUUCAAGAUUGUCACGGUUGACCAGUCUUGGACUUUCCUUUGAGGACAAAACCAGCUUCAUUGGCUAUGUGAAAUCCAAACAAUGGUUGGUUCUUGAAAGUUAUCAUCUUGGAAUAGGUCAGUUAAACAUUUUGCUACCCACUGUUGAAGGAAUGCGUAGCAUUGAAAUUCAAGAUUGUAACCUUUGUCAUCAAGACAAAAUGAUUGAGCUUCCAAACAAUAUCCAACAAUUGGCACUCCACAGUUGUCAUGAUAUUACUAUUUUAUCAGAGCUUUCCGACACAACCAACUUGGAAAAUCUGAGACAAUGUUACAUCUCAAACUGUAAUGGCAUGGAGUUCAUCACAAAAGCAGAUAACUUUUUUCCAAAUCUUGAACUACUUGUCCUACGAAAGCUGCCAAAGUUGAAAGCAAUAUGUAAUGGUAUUACAUCGAGUCAGAUUUUCACAAAGGUGAAGAGCCUACAGAUCCACAGCUGCAAUAGAAUGAAGUCUUUGUUUUCAUCUCAUAUGCUACAAGACUUCCAGAACCUUGAAGAGAUUGAGGUGUGGAACUCAAGAUUGAUUGAAGAAAUGGUGGAAGAAGAACAAAGUGGAGGGAAUAUCAGUAGCUUUUCAACAGUUUUACUUCCAAAGCUUCGCCGAUUGUCCUUGUCCAUGUUACCAGAAUUGAAAUACAUCACAAGAAGGGUUUUGAUUUGUGAUUCUCUUGAAACAGUUGAGAUUUGGGAUUGUGAGGUUUUGAGGGCUCUUCCAUUCUCUAUUAGCUACUUGCCAUCAUCUCUUAAGAACAUUAAGGGAAACAUAAAUUGGUGGGAUCAGUUAGAAUGGGAUGACACUAGUUGCAAGAAUCUUCUGCAACCAUUCUUUGACCAAGGUACAUAAAUCUUCUGCAACUAACUAGUGACAACUUUCUGCAUUAGUUGCAAGAUCUGGACUUAAUAGGGCGUUGAGAAGUCGGCUACAUCACAAGACACAAAUCUGCCAAAAAGGAGCAGACCUGACAUUAGCAAGACAGGAUGCUGAGAAAUCAUUGUGGAAAACAAUGUCACCAAUGUAGACCCUAGGAAUGAUUCAUAGACAUCUGAGGUGAGGUGAGGUGAGGUGAGGCUCAUUACAAACAACAAACACAACAACUUGAUGCUAUGUUAAAAUUAUGUAUCCAUCUAUAUUUGUCUCUUAUAGUAAACUAUCUCAUAUUUCUAACUACCAUGCUUGCUUUCA